Molecule: messenger RNA, 1128 nt
Organism: Macrosiphum euphorbiae (potato aphid)
Lineage: Eukaryota; Metazoa; Arthropoda; Insecta; Hemiptera; Aphididae
Source: the annotation of a GenBank genome assembly
AUGAUAGAUUCGUCUUUGCACGUGAGCAAUGAGGAAUCGGACACGGCUGAUUGGCUGCCCAACUCGUUUUUGAGAUUCUUUCAACAGGAUCUGAACAAUAUACCGGUGAAACUCUUAGCUAGUAUACCAAAGUGUGGUGGCUGUCAAGAAUUAAUACUAGACAGAUUUAUAUUAAAAGUAUUGGAACGUACUUGGCACGCUCGCUGUUUAAAGUGUAACGAGUGUGGAGCUACACUAGCCGACAAGUGUUUUGCUAGAAACGGUAUGCUGUUUUGUAAAGACGACUUCUUUAAAAGGUACGGGACAAAAUGCGCCGGUUGCGAUUUGGGAAUCCCGCCCACGCAAAUAGUUCGGAGGGCACAAGAUCUCGUCUACCAUUUACAAUGUUUUGCAUGUGUUAUGUGUGGUCGUACAUUGAAUACUGGUGAUGAAUUUUAUCUUAUGGAGGAUCGUAAAUUAGUGUGCAAACCUGAUUACGAAGCAGCGAAAACCAAAGAGGGCGGAUGCCUGGAUGGCGAUCAACCAAAUAAACGUCCAAGAACAACUAUUACAGCCAAGCAGUUGGAGACAUUAAAAAUGGCGUAUAACAACAGUCCAAAACCAGCUAGACAUGUUAGAGAGCAACUAAGUCAAGAUACUGGAUUAGACAUGAGGGUAGUCCAAGUUUGGUUUCAAAACAGACGUGCAAAAGAAAAAAGGCUUAAAAAAGACGCUGGAAGAUCACGCUGGAGCCAAUAUUUCAGAACAAUGAAAGGUUCAAUUUCGCCUCGAAACGACAAAGACGACCUUAAGGUUGACCUUGAUUCGAACUUCAGUCAUUCACACGACUUAGAAAGCAAUGACAGUUAUGGUACAAGCACGUUAACUAUUGACCAAGAACACAGCUCUCCAUUACCUGGGAGUCAUCACCAUAAGUUUUUGCCCGGAAAUUCUUCACCAUCAUCACAUCAAUACAUGUCAUCACCCACACAACACGUUACCACGUUUACAGCAGAUAAUGGUUACAUCACAGUAGGUCCUGCGCAUUCUGCGCCAUCAGAACUAAGCGACAACAGUAGCACACAUGGUUUUGCAGAUUUCCCACCAAGUCCAGAUUCAUGGCUGGGAGAAACACCGCACAGAUAUUAA